GCUCGUUCGGGCUGUUUUCUUGGAGUUUCCAGCUCGCAGGUUGGCGAAGGCACUCUUAUUUCAGCAGGCCCAUCUACGGGCCGACAAUGGGUCCGAGCAGACUUCACGGAUGGCACCUCCCCGCAGUGUGCCUUCGUAGUUCGGACUGCCGGCCCAUCACGCGAGGUGCUGGAUGGAUGUGAGAUCUCCUUGCAGAAUCUGGCCUCCUCCCAGGUGGUGGGACACUGCGAUGGGGACGCCAACCCACACAGCUUGGUCUCCACGGCGCGGAAGUUCGAUGCAA
This is a messenger RNA of Symbiodinium pilosum, 283 nucleotides long. NCBI's taxonomy places the organism in Eukaryota, Dinophyceae, Suessiales, Symbiodiniaceae. The record is from the annotation of a GenBank genome assembly.